Mesocestoides corti is the source of this 1080-nucleotide messenger RNA. The record is from the annotation of a GenBank genome assembly. NCBI's taxonomy places the organism in Eukaryota, Metazoa, Platyhelminthes, Cestoda, Cyclophyllidea, Mesocestoididae.
AUGGACAAAUUCCUGACUGGUGCUGCGAGAGCUCCUGUCCAGAAAAUCACUAAAAAGAAAUCCUGUAGAAAUAUUCCAUGGGUUGAAAAAUACCGCCCUAAAACAGUGAAUGAAGUAGUUCACCAGACUGAAGUUGUGUCUGUCUUACGUAAAUGUUUAGAAGGAGCUGAUUUGCCGAACCUCUUGUUUUAUGGCCCCCCUGGUACUGGCAAGACAUCUUUGAUUCUUGCCCUCGCACGCCAGUUGUUUGGCCCGUUGUACUCGGAAAGAGUUCUUGAACUUAAUGCUAGUGAUGAGCGUGGUAUCGCCGUUAUUAGAGAGAAGGUUAAGAACUUUGCAAAGCUAGCAACUGGAAGCGUUAAUUCGACCACCGGUGAAACGUCUUCCAUUCCGCCUUACAAGCUUGUUGUCCUUGAUGAGGCAGAUUCGAUGACUGCUCCAGCUCAAGCAGCCCUUCGGCGGACGAUGGAAACUGAUAUGAAAAGCACUCGUUUCUGUUUAACAUGCAAUUACGUGACCAGGAUUAUCGGACCUAUUUCAAGCCGGUGUGCUAAAUUUCGGUUUCGGCCUCUAGACAAUGAAGUUGCUGUAUCUCGACUGCGCUAUAUUGCUGAUUGUGAAAAACUUGGUGUCUCUGACGAGACAUUAAACCACCUCUUGGAUCUAUGCGAUGGUGAUCUCCGUCAGAGCAUUACCCUUCUCCAGAGUGCUUCUCGUUUUGUUGCACCGCUGAGCAUCGAGGGCUUCAAUGAGCCUGUCCCGAUCACCAGUGCACACUUAGAUGAGCUGGCCUCUGUUAUUCCUGAAAAAUUUGAAGAGGCCCUUGUCUCUGCCGCCAAGGGGCGUAAUUUUGAGAAGAUCCAGUUAACUAUCAAGGAAAUAAUAUAUGAAGGUUUCUCUGCUCUCCAACUCGUGAGCCAACUCCAAUCCAGGGUACUCAAGUCCACUGAAAUCUCAGACCUUUCAAAGCAAAAAAUAUUGGAUGCAAUCGCAGAAGCUGAUGCGUGUAUGGUUGAAGGCGCGGACGAAUACCUGCAGCUUCUUUCUGUCGGCGGCCAAAUGAUCAAGGCACUGAGUUAA